AUGGAGCAGCACGACCUGCCAGGCGGAUCCCGGCUCACGGAGGCGAAUGAGGCGAUGGAGGUGCCUAUUGGCAAAACCUGCCAGCAGGCCGACCCCUGCGCCUCCAACCCCUGCGCCAACGGGGGCCAGUGCGUCCCCUUCGAAGCCCACUACAUCUGCCGGUGCACCGCCGGCCUCCACGGGGCCAACUGCAAGCAGGACGUGAACGAGUGGUUCACGGGCCAGAACUGCGAGGAGAACAUCAAUGACUGUCCGGGCAAUAACUGCAAGAAUGGGGGCACCUGCGUGGAUGGCGUCAACACCUACAACUGCCAGUGCCCACCCGAGUGGACAGGUCAGUACUGCACCGAGGACGUGGACGAGUGCCAGCUGAUGCCCAACGCCUGCCAGAACGGGGGCACCUGCCACAACAACCACGGCGGCUACAAACGUUUGCUGUGCCACCUCGAUGACGCCUGCAUCAGCAACCCCUGCAACGAGGGCUCCAACUGCGACACCAACCCCGUCAACGGCAAAGCCAUCUGCACGUGUCCUUCGGGGUACAUGGGACCGGCCUGCAACCAGGACGUGGACGAGUGCUCACUGGGAGCCAACCCUUGCGAGCACGCAGGGAAAUGCAUCAACACCCAGGGGUCCUUCCAGUGCCAGUGCCUGCAGGGCUACUCAGGCCCUCGCUGUGAGAUCGACGUCAACGAGUGCCUCUCCAACCCCUGUCAGAACGAUGCCACCUGCCUGGACCAGAUUGGGGAGUUCCAGUGCAUCUGCAUGCCCGGUUACGAGGGGGUUUACUGCGAGAUCAACACGGACGAGUGUGCCAGCAGCCCCUGCCUGCACAACGGCAACUGCCUCGACAAGAUCAACGAGUUCCAUUGCGAGUGCCCCACCGGCUUCAACGGGCACCUGUGCCAGUUCGACAUCGACGAGUGCGCCAGCACCCCCUGCAAGAACGGCGCCAAGUGCGUGGACGGCCCCAACACCUACAGCUGCGAGUGCACCGAAGUGCCCACCUGCCCAAGCACCCGCCGUGGGGGAGUCCUCAAGCCCCCCAGCAGCAGGUGCAUUGACAAGAGCAACAGCUAUGAGUGCACCUGCGAGCCGGGGUACACAGGCCGCAUGUGCAACAUCAACAUCGACGAGUGCUCCAGCAACCCCUGCCACAACGGGGGCACGUGCAAGGACGGCAUCAAUGGCUUCACCUGCCUCUGCCCCGAGGGCUUCCAUGACCCCAAGUGCCUGUCCGAAGUGAACGAGUGCAACAGCAACCCCUGCAUCCACGGGAAAUGCCACGAUGGGCUGAACGGCUACAGGUGUGACUGCGACCCAGGCUGGAGUGGGACAAACUGUGACAUUAACAAUAACGAGUGCGAAUCCAAUCCCUGUAUGAAUGGUGGCACCUGCAAGGACAUGACCAGCGGCUACAUCUGCACCUGCAGGGAGGGCUUCAGCGGAGCCACCUGCGAGGACGUGCUGGCCCCCUGUGCUGGCGGCCCCUGCAAGAACGGUGGCGAGUGCCGGGAGUCGGAAGACUAUGAGAGCUUCUCCUGCAGUUGCCCCUCUGGCUGGCAAGGUCAGACCUGCGAGAUCGACAUCAACGAGUGCGUGAAGAGCCCCUGCCGCAAUGGGGCCACGUGCCAGAACACCAACGGGAGCUACCGCUGUGCCUGCAGGACCGGCUUCACCGGCCGCAACUGUGACACCGACAUUGAUGACUGCAAGCCCAAUCCAUGCCACAAUGGUGGCUCCUGCUCCGAUGGUGUUGGCACAUUCUUCUGCGAGUGCCUGGCUGGUUUCCGUGGGCCCAAGUGCGAGGAGGACAUCAAUGAGUGCGCCAGCAACCCCUGCAAGAACGGCGCCAACUGCACCGACUGCGUCAACAGCCAACCGCACCCCUGCCCCUGCCCCUCCGGCUUCAGCGGCAUCCACUGUGAGAACAACACGCCUGACUGCACAGAGAGCUCCUGCUUCAACGGUGGGACCUGCGUGGAUGGCAUCAACACCUUCACCUGCGUCUGUCCACCCGGCUUCACGGGCAGCUACUGCGAGCAUGACAUUAACGAGUGCGACUCCAAGCCAUGCCUGAACGGGGGCACAUGUCAGGACAGCUACGGGACAUACAAGUGCACUUGUCCCCAGGGAUACACCGGGCUUAACUGCCAGAACCUGGUGCGUUGGUGCGACUCCUCUCCCUGCAAAAACGGAGGCAAGUGCUGGCAGACCAACAACCUGUACCGCUGCGAGUGCAACAGCGGAUGGACGGGACUCUACUGCGAUGUCCCCAGCGUCUCCUGCGAGGUGGCUGCUAAGCAGCAAGGUAUCGAUGUAGCACAUCUCUGCAGGAAUUCAGGGCUCUGUGUGGACACCGGCAACACUCACUUCUGCCGCUGCCAGGCCGGCUACACCGGCAGCUACUGCGAGGAGCAGGUGGACGAGUGCUCCCCCAACCCCUGCCAGAACGGAGCCACCUGCACGGACUACCUGGGAGGCUACUCCUGUGAGUGUGUGGCUGGUUAUCAUGGAGUUAACUGCUCAGAGGAGAUCAAUGAGUGCUUGUCCCACCCAUGCCAGAAUGGAGGAACCUGCAUCGAUCUCAUCAAUACCUACAAAUGCUCCUGCCCCAGAGGAACUCAAGGGGUGCACUGUGAGAUCAAUGUGGAUGACUGCAGCCCUUUCUUUGAUCCUGUCACCCUGGGGCCCAAGUGCUUUAACAAUGGCAAGUGCACGGAUCGGGUAGGUGGCUACAGCUGCAUCUGCCCCCCUGGCUUUGUAGGGGAGCGCUGCGAGGGAGACGUCAACGAGUGCCUGUCCAACCCCUGCGACGCCCGCGGCACCCAGAACUGCGUGCAGCGGGUCAAUGACUACAAAUGCGAGUGCCGACCUGGCUAUGCAGGCCGUCGCUGCGACACCGUGGUGGACGGCUGUAAAGGCAAACCCUGCAGGAACGGUGGAACGUGCGCGGUUGCCAGCAACACUGGCCGCGGCUUCAUCUGCAAAUGCCCCCCGGGAUUCGUGGGUGCCACCUGCGAGAACGACUCCCGCACCUGUGGGAACCUGCACUGCCUGAAUGGUGGCACCUGCAUCUCCAUCCACAAGAGCUCCAAGUGCAUGUGCGCGCCGGCCUUCACGGGUCCCGAGUGCCAGUACCCGGCCAGCAGCCCCUGCACAUCCAACCCCUGCUACAACGGGGGCACCUGCGAGUUCUUCAGCGAUGCCUCCCCCUACUACCGGUGCAACUGCCCCGCCAACUUCAACGGCCUCAACUGCCACAUCCUCGACUUUGAUUUCCAAGGUGGGAUCGGGCAGGAUAUCAUCCCACCCAAAAUUGAGGAGAAGUGCGAGAUUGCAGUUUGCGCGGGGUAUGCCGGCAACAAGAUCUGCGAUGGGAAAUGCAACAACCAUGCCUGCGGCUGGGAUGGGGGCGACUGCUCCCUCAAUUUCAACGACCCCUGGAAGAACUGCUCCCAGUCUCUGCAGUGCUGGAAGUACUUCAACGAUGGCAAGUGCGACUCUCAGUGCAAUAAUGCUGGCUGCCUGUACGAUGGAUUUGACUGCCAGAAAUACGAAGGGCAGUGCAACCCUCUGUAUGAUCAGUACUGCAAAGAUCACUUCUCCGAUGGUCACUGUGACCAGGGCUGCAAUAAUUUUGAAUGCGAAUGGGAUGGUCUGGACUGUGCAAACAACAUGCCAGAGAAGCUUGCAGAUGGCACGCUGGUGGUGGUGGUCCUGAUCACUCCCGAGAACCUGAAGAACAACUCUUUCAACUUCCUGCGGGAGCUGAGCCGCGUGCUGCACACCAACGUGGUCUUCAAGAAGAACCCCAAGGGAGAGUAUAUGAUCUUUCCGUACUAUGGCAAUGAGGAGGAGCUGAAAAAGCAUUACAUCAAGAGGUCGACAGAGGACUGGUCAGAUAUGUCUAGUGCUGUCAUCAAUAAAGUAAAGAGCAGCCUCUACUCCAGGGCUGGCAGAAGGCAGAAGAGAGAGCUCGAUCAGAUGGACAUCAGAGGAUCCAUCGUCUACUUGGAAAUUGAUAACCGCCAGUGCAUCCAGUCGUCUUCCCAGUGCUUCCAGAGUGCAACCGAUGUGGCGGCGUUCCUGGGUGCCUUGGCCUCCCUUGGCAACCUGAACAUACCCUACAAAAUAGAAGCCGUUAAAAGUGAAACAGCUGAGCCCACGAAGAACUCCCAGCUGUAUCCUAUGUACGUGGUGGUGGCUGCGGUGGUCGUGCUUGCUUUCAUUGGUGUGGGAGUACUGGUGUCUCGUAAGCGGCGCAGGGAGCAUGGGCAGCUUUGGUUCCCAGAAGGCUUCAAAGUGACAGAGUCGAGCAAGAAGAAGCGACGAGAACCACUUGGGGAGGAUUCUGUUGGACUGAAACCCCUCAAAAAUGCUUCAGACGGCACGCUGAUGGAUGACAACCAAAAUGAGUGGGGUGAUGAGGAGACCUUGGACACCAAGAAGUUCAGGUUCGAGGAGCAGGCGAUGCUGCCUGAUACAGACGAUCAGACGGAUCACAGGCAGUGGACCCAGCAGCACCUGGAUGCCGCUGAUCUGCGCAUAUCCUCCAUGGCGCCUACUCCACCGCAGGGGGAAAUCGAUGCAGACUGCAUGGAUGUCAACGUCAGAGGUCCCGAUGGCUUCACGCCCCUCAUGAUCGCCUCGUGCAGCGGAGGAGGGCUGGAGACCGGCAAUAGCGAAGAGGAAGACGAUGCUCCCGCCGUUAUCUCGGAUUUCAUUUACCAAGGCGCCAGCUUACACAACCAGACUGACCGUACCGGCGAGACGGCGCUUCACCUGGCUGCCAGGUACUCCCGCUCGGACGCUGCCAAGCGCCUGCUGGAAGCUAGUGCCGAUGCAAACAUCCAAGAUAACAUGGGCAGGACGCCCCUCCACGCCGCCGUCUCUGCUGAUGCCCAAGGAGUCUUCCAGAUCCUGAUUAGGAACAGGGCAACCGAUCUCGACGCUCGAAUGCAUGACGGGACCACCCCUCUGAUCUUGGCCGCUCGCUUGGCUGUGGAGGGCAUGCUGGACGAUCUCAUCAACUGCCAUGCAGAUGUCAAUGCCGUGGAUGAUCUAGGCAAGUCGGCACUGCACUGGGCUGCUGCUGUGAAUAACGUUGAAGCCGCAGUAGUCCUCCUGAAGAAUGGUGCCAAUAAGGAUAUGCAGAACAAUAAGGAGGAGACCCCACUCUUCCUCGCAGCCAGAGAAGGGAGCUAUGAAACGGCCAAGGUCCUGCUGGACCAUUUUGCCAACCGUGACAUCACGGACCACAUGGACCGGCUCCCACGGGACAUUGCCCAGGAGCGGAUGCACCACGACAUCGUGAGGCUGCUGGAUGAGUACAACCUGGUGCGGAGCCCACCGCUGCACAACGGCCCGCUGGGGGCACCCACGCUGUCCCCACCGCUCUGCUCUCCCAACAGCUACAUCGGCAACCUGAAACCUGCCGUCCAGGGCAAGAAGGCCAGGAAGCCGAGUACCAAGGGCCUGAGCUGCAGCGGCAAGGAUGCCAAAGACCUCAAAGCCCGGAGGAAAAAGUCACAAGAUGGAAAAGGAUGUCUGCUUGACAACUCCAGUGUGUUGUCUCCAGUGGACUCCCUGGAGUCGCCCCAUGGGUACCUGUCGGAUGUUGCCUCUCCUCCACUGAUGACCUCUCCAUUUCAGCAGUCCCCUUCCAUGCCUCUGAAUCAUCUGCCAGGCAUGCCUGAUGCCCACAUGAGCAUCAAUCACCUCAACAUGGCGGGGAAGCAGGAUAUGGCCAUGGGAAACUCCAGCAGGAUGGCCUUCGAUUCAGUGCCACCACGUCUUUCUCACCUCCCUGUCUCCAGCCCCAGCACAGUGAUGAGCAACGCCCCGAUGAACUUCUCCGUCGGCGGAGCGGCCGGUCUGAACGGGCAGUGUGACUGGCUCACCAGGCUGCAGAACGGCAUGGUCCAGAAUCAGUACAACCCGAUGAGAGGCAACAUGCAACCAGGGGCGCAUCAGCAGACGCAAAACCUUCAACACGGCAUGAUGACCUCCCUGCACAACGGCUUGCCCACCACAAGCUUGUCGCAGAAACAGCUCCAGCAGCAAAACAUGCAGCCGCAGCAGCAGCCACAGCAACCCCAGCAGCAGCCGCAGCCGCAGCAGCCGCAGCAGCAUCACAACCCCAGCUCCAAUGCGAGCGGCCACAUCGGCCAAAAUUUCCUUGGUACCGAGCUGAGCCAGCCCGACAUGCAGCCGGCGAGCAGCAGUACCAUGGCAGUCCACACGAUCCUGCCUCAAGAUUCCCAGAUGCUGCCCACGUCUCUGCCAUCCUCCCUCGCCCAGCCCAUGACCACCACGCAGUUUCUAACUCCACCUUCCCAGCACAGUUAUUCCUCCCCCUUGGACAACACCCCCAGCCACCAGCUCCAGGUGCCCGACCACCCUUUCCUAACGCCGUCUCCGGAGUCGCCGGACCAGUGGUCCAGCUCGUCUCCUCACUCCAACGUGUCCGACUGGUCUGAGGGCAUUUCCAGCCCUCCCACGAGUAUGCAGUCACAGAUGGGACACAUCCCCGAAGCCUUCAAGUAA
This is a messenger RNA of Pygoscelis adeliae (Adelie penguin), 6549 nucleotides long. RefSeq names its product notch 1 (gene NOTCH1). Gene Ontology annotation, cellular component: membrane. Gene Ontology annotation, molecular function: calcium ion binding; Notch binding; signaling receptor activity. Gene Ontology annotation, biological process: regulation of DNA-templated transcription; multicellular organism development; regulation of developmental process. The record is from RefSeq and is a predicted model, not a curated record. NCBI's taxonomy places the organism in Eukaryota, Metazoa, Chordata, Aves, Sphenisciformes, Spheniscidae.